Messenger RNA from Macrosteles quadrilineatus (aster leafhopper), 2874 nucleotides. RefSeq lists its product as uncharacterized. NCBI's taxonomy places the organism in Eukaryota, Metazoa, Arthropoda, Insecta, Hemiptera, Cicadellidae. The record is from RefSeq and is a predicted model, not a curated record. The coding region runs from base 243 to 938 and encodes 231 amino acids. The transcript has 6 exons.
UUGGGUAAGUGGUCAAUGUGAUCUACCUGGCCCAACGUCAGUCGUGUAUCAACCUAUUUCUGGACUGGUCACUCUAAACAGCUGUUCUCUCAUCCACAACUCUCCAACCCAGUAAAUUAUGACCUAGUUCAAAUUUUCACAGGGUGAAUAUCUUUAAUGUUUUAAGUGAGAAACAAACUUCUUACUAAGAAGAGGUGUGACACUGGACAGACUAUAAAAGGUGAAGUGAAUCUGUCUCUCAGAUGGCUGAAGUGGCUGUAGUGACAAUGAUCUUAGCUGCUCUCAUUCCUCUGUACCAAGCAGUGACAAUGGUACAGGAAGUGGGUCUAGGAGACAUGGCUGUACUGAACUGUCCCAGCAAUGACGAGUCACAUCGCUUCCAGUUCUGGCAGCUCCAGACCCAAAACUUGAUGAUUGGACCAACCAACAAGUUCAACCGAGACAAGUAUAAGUAUGAAGUUCUCACUGGAACACUAUAUAUCAGGGGCGUAUCAUCCAAUGAACAAGGAGUCUACACGUGCAUAUGCAAACAUAUUUCUAACAAUUCAUUUUAUGCAGAAAACGUCGAACUGGUUGUGAAAAGGGACUGGGAAGAAGUUUAUGAAACUGAUCAUUUUACGAAUGUGUUCCGAGUAGUUUUGAUGGUGACCAUAUUGUUGGUCCUCAUAGCUCUAUUGUUAGUAUUAUACAACAUGAGAACAGACCGACAAGCAAGGUUUCGAGGUACUUUGUUGCUCUUGCUGACGAAGAAUCUCCUGACGAGGCUGGCACUGUCAAUGGUCGACAAAUGUCUGACUUGGACAGCCACGGGCUGGAUACAGAACUUCCACGACCAACCACAUUCACAGAUGUCCGUCUGGGGGACGCAACCAUCUAAUCCUAACCUCACCUUCCAGAGGCAAAAAGGCGUGAAACACUCAUACAAUUUCCAAAAUUGAUUGCUAUUCUACUUGGGAAAAGACAUAAAAGUCUCUAUUUAAUUUUCUUGUAAUCUUAAAACUCGUACAAACCCUUAAUUACUCAUUUAAUUAUGUCUUCAGUAAACAUCAGUCUAGAUUCAAUAAACCUUCAUUCAGAAAAAAACAACCCUACAUUUGCUGAUGUCAUAUUUUGGAAACAUCAAUUCAAUCCCAACCUAUAUUUUAGAAACAUAAAGCAUAUACAUAUCCUUAAUUUACUUGUGUCCAAUUUAGGAAAAACCAUCUAGUCAAAAUACCACCUUCUAGCAUCUCUGCUGAAGCCUAACUUUUAGGACAACAAUCACCUAUUUCCAAUCCCUUGUAAUAAGACAAAGUUACAACCACAGAUAUUCAUAGAAGUUAGUCUCAGGGAACGCAAACAGUUUCGACAAUACCUUGUAUCAUCAGCGGUAAUAUACAAUUGGUUUUCAUAUUCAAUCUUCCAAUCUCCUACAUUGCCUUAAAACUCCGACAAACUAUUUUAUGUUUUCAACACAAUUAGAAUUGUUGUAUUAAAAAUUCAUCAUUUAGCCCCUGAACUGUUAAAUUAGACCAUUAUGAGGUACGUACCUUUACGUCCACAGUUCAACAAAGCAAUGGUCAAACUCACUACAUGUUUCGUCUAUUAAAGUUCUGUCAAGUGAUCUUUCAAGAAUGUUUCCUCAAUUAGCAGACUUGUCAAGAACAUUCAAAUAAUUACACAUAUAGGAUGACACACGAAAACCGCUACCGGUUAAUAGAAGGCAACUUAAAUGUUUUUUUCAUGCGUUGUGUCGUUCUAUAUGUGUAUUUAUUUGAACUAGAGGUCGUCCAGUGGUUGAAAACUCGACCAAAAAUAUGUAAAGACUUCUCUUUUUUCCCCCCACGCUGUAAAUAAAACAUGCGAUUGGAAUUUCUUUCAUUUGUUUUGAUUUUCUGUUUAUUUUUCUUUGUUAUUUCGUCACCAGCGGCAUCCCAUAAGGCCAAUGUAAAUUUUUUUCAAAUUAAUUUUUUUGCUUAUUUUUAGCCUAUUUAAUUUAUAAGGGAUACUGCACAUCUACAGGAAAAGAUCUUUCUAACAGUAUGCGUAGAUUUUCCCUGCGAUGCACACAAGCUGAGAAAAAAGGUUUUAAAGAAACUUGCUUGCCUAUUAAUACGUACAUAGAUGUUCUUGAUGAGUCUACUAAUGGAUGAAACAUUCUUGAAAGACCACUUGACAAUGCCUUAAUAGGCAAAACAUGUAGUGAGUUUGGCCAUUGCUUUGUUGUGGACGUGGACGUGAAGGUUUGUAUCUUAUAAUAGUGGAAUGAUUGUAUGUCUUUUUGUAAUGAAACAGUGCUAACCCUAGUCUUGGAAUUUUAUAACAUUAUUGGCGUUAGUAAACAUUUUAAAAAGUGAAUGACAGUAAAUAGCUCAAAACAUAUUUCCUCAACCAAACAUACCAGCAACAACAUUACACAUUGACCACCUUAACAGAUUCUUUAUCUUGGGGAAACAAAAAUUCUGCAUCAACCCUAUCUUUCAAAAUUUGAGUUUGAAGUUAAAUAUUACAUUCCAAAUAGCAACAACUUCUGACACAGUUUUUUUAACGGUCAUUGGUACAUUUAAAUGAAAAGGUCGAUUACUAUAUAGUUGCUAUGUACCUUUUUUAGCUUGUAUCCGUAAAAAGUUUCCUUAAGUUAACCAAUGAAAACGUAAAUGUUGUAUAGUUUUGUUUAGAAUAACUAAUUGGAUGUCUUUUGAUUUUAACAAUUAAAGUUGACUCAACUUUAAGAUUGAGUUUAUCUUAAGGUUGUUGUCUAAAAAUUGUUGGGGUACAAUAGAUUUUAAAAUAUUCUUUGCCAAAGGGUAGUUCUGCUGUGUAUUAGAGGAAACUUGAUAGGGCACUUUUUGUAUCUUUAGCCACAACAAAUAAAUGUUUAUUUUUAUGUAUCAA